Salvia hispanica is the source of this 1230-nucleotide messenger RNA. RefSeq names its product 1-aminocyclopropane-1-carboxylate oxidase homolog 1-like. The record is from RefSeq and is a predicted model, not a curated record. Lineage: Eukaryota; Viridiplantae; Streptophyta; Magnoliopsida; Lamiales; Lamiaceae.
AAACCAUGUAAACUUCUUCAUAAACAUAUGAUCACCAUAAACACCCAAAUAAAUGGCCCAAGGGAUCGAUUCAUCAGCUGUUUAUCAACAAUACGAUCGCAUCGAAAUGCUCAAAGCUUUCGACGACACAAAAGCCGGCGUCAAAGGCCUCUGCGAUUCGGGUUUGUUCCAGCUCCCACAAAUCUUCGUGAGGCCACCGGAGGAGCUGGCUGCGGAGCUGAAACACAAAAAGGGUCAAGUCCAAGUUCCGGUGAUCAAUCUGCGCGGCAUCGACGGUUGCGGUAGGCGAAGGGAGAUUGUUGAACAAGUGAGAAGCGCUGCUGAAACAUGGGGGUUUUUCCAAGUGGUGAGCCACGGGAUUCCUCAAUCUGUUUGCGAUGGAAUGAUCGAUGGGGUGCGCCGUUUCCACGAGCAGGAUGUGGAUGAGAAGAAGAGGUAUUAUACUCGGGAUACAACCAAAAGUGUGAGAUAUCAAAGCAGCUAUGAUCUCUUCAUGUCCAAAACUGCAACCUGGAAAGAUACCUUGACCAUUUCGUGUGAUUCAAGCUUUGAUCGUGAUGAACUGCCCUCUGUUUGCAGAGAUUCGUCAGUGGAGUACUCAAAACAUGUGGAAAGUUUGGGGAAUAUUCUGCUGGGGCUAUUAUCUGAGGCACUGGGACUAAACACUGAUUUUCUGGGGAAGAUGGAAUGUUCGAAGGGGCAUCGUCUCCAUUGCCACUACUAUCCGGCAUGCCCUGAGCCUCAACUUGCAAUCGGAACUUGCAAGCAUUCGGAUGCUGGAUUCCUCACAAUUCUUCUACAAAACCAACUUGUUUGCGGCCUCCAGGUUCUGUGUGAAGGCCAAUGGAUCGACAUUCAACCGGUUGAAGGAGCUUUAGUCGUCAACAUCGGUGAUCUUCUUCAGUUGGUGUCGAAUGGGAAAUUAAGAAGCAAUGAGCAUAGAGCAAUAGCAAAUCGGAUGGGACCAAGAAUUUCUGUGGCAUGUUUUUUCUCAGGGCCCAUAGAUAACACAAGUAAGAUUUAUGGGCCAAUUGAGGAGCUGAUAACAAAACAAAAUCCUGCAGUUUACAAAGCUGUUGCGAUGGGUGAUUAUUUAAUGAAUUUCCUGACUACUGGAAUGGAUGAUUAUCGUGCUCUUGAUUAUUACAAGAAUAGUUAGUAAAAUUAUAUACUCCCUACACGUAAUUCAGUCAUCUUUUUUAUUACAAGAAUAGUUAGUAAACUUAUUCA